Molecule: messenger RNA, 2676 nt
Organism: Plasmodium knowlesi strain H
Lineage: Eukaryota; Apicomplexa; Aconoidasida; Haemosporida; Plasmodiidae
Product: 6-cysteine protein
Exons: 1
Coding region: 1-2676 (891 amino acids)
Source: RefSeq, a predicted model, not a curated record
AUGCGUGUUUUCAGAUUUGCUAGGCUUGUACUACUUCUGCCUUUUUUCAAGGCGAAAAAAGGCUGCGCAGAUGUGAUCCUUGAAGGGGAGUUUGAGUCUAAACUUGGUUACGAUGGCGAGCAAAUAGUUUAUAGUAAAAAAAACUUUAAAGGCAGUAUUUAUGCAUUUGUGCCUGUUAAAGGAAAGUGUGGAAUAAGCGUCCAGGAAAGCACGGAUGGAGUGGAAUGGGAAAAUAAUAGUUCCAUUGAAGUGGAGGAUGGGGUUAACGAGGCAACACUUUUUUCUGUGUUUACAACAGAUGAUGCGGUUAUCGUCAUUUUUAGAUGUUCUAAUAUAUAUUACAUUGCAAAAAGGGGAGAAGGGAAUGCUUGGAAAAAUAUAAAACAAGUAUCUUUUUCUGAUUUUCCUGCAGACGCAAUUCCAGCCGUGUACUCGGGAUCCUACUUACUUAUGAACAACGAAUAUGAGAAGUUCAUUUUGGUAUGCGCGAGAGAGGAUCCUAAUGGAAGCGAACACGGUAAUGAAAGUGACAGUGAGGUAAAGGCAGUCCCCUUUUCAGAACUGCAACUGUUGGGUAGGUGCAAAUUUUCGUUCGACGAGGGGGAAACAUGGAGGGAGGGUGUAACUAGGAUCCACAGUGAUGAUCUAAGCAGUUAUGACGGGGGGGAGGAUAGUACUGAGUUGAGCCAUGAUGAUGCAUUGAAGAGUGUUAAAGAGGUGAAUAUGUCAGAGGAGGAAGAAGUAAAGUUGGAGGGCCAAGGCACGGAGGAAUCCAAAGAAGGAGCGCCCCUCAGAAAUGGUAUGCAAAUACGUCUAAUUCAAAUGGGAGGAAAUCUAGCCAUAAGAGCUGUAAAUAUUACAAAGGAUAGCAACUCCACCAAGACAGUGAUACAGGUAUGUAACAGUCUAUACAAAAACGACCUCUACUGUGAUAAAGUGAAGUUACAAAUUAAGGAUGAGUACGUUUUGCACACAUACGAAAUGGUGAAUGGUUACCAUAUGGCCGUUUUGCGUGAAAGAAAUGGAACCCAUCUUGUACCUUCAUUUGUUUACAACUUGAGCGAAACGUUUGAACCGAUUCUUCAUUACAAGUAUGAAAACAACGGCGAAGGCAAAAGUGAUGUAGUAGGAGGAAUCCCCUUGGAUAAAACAACAUACGAAUUUGUUUUGGCGAAAGGAGACAUGGUAUUCCUUUUUAGUUCAACCGUAGGCAAAAAAAACAAAGUGAUAAAAAUAAACGCCCCGAGGAGGAAGGCAGGGUGCGAAGUACUCCCAGAUGGAGAAUCCAACAAGGGGUACUCUCAUACCUUUUCAAUUAGAAACAUGCAAAAUCAUCGUAUUUGUAAAAUGGCCACAUCAGAACUUGGAACGACGGAAGAUGGUUUGUUCAAAGUGUUCUACGUAACGUUGCCCAAAGGGGUAUCCCUAAAUGAUGACUGCUUUAGAUUUUCCUUUAGUAAAGAGCUUAAAAGUGAAUACCACACGACUGUGGUGACAAAGUCUACUACUGGAAAUGCUACCCACGAAGGAGAAAUCCAGUUUUCCUUCCCAUUGUAUUAUUCAAAAUAUUUGUAUAACUAUAAAAAGGCUUACUGCACAUUAAGCAACGGCCUUAUGGUAGCUGUCGAGUUUGAUUACCUUAGAAACAUUCUGGACUUGAAUUAUAGCGACGAAAAUGAUGUGAUAAAAAUUACUAGUAACGAUAUUGUCGUGCAUGCUAAGAGGAGGUAUGUCCAGGAAAAAGGUGGAGAUAUAUUCCCCAGUGGAACUUACAUAAACACUUAUCUACCCUUUGAGAAGGAAUAUGUCAUUUCUAAUUUUGUCCCGAAGAGUGUAAAUGAGGUUAGCACUAUAACUCUACCCCAUGGGUCAGUUAGGAAGUUACAUUUUUUACAAAGCGGUGAAGUACUGCCAUAUGAUGGAAUCGAUUUGUCGAAUGUCUCACCGAAUUAUAAAAAAUUGACGAAAUAUGAGCUGAACAGAAAAACGCUAGAUGUCAUCAUUUCCAAUUUCAAAAGUGAUGAAAAAAUUAUCGGAUUGGUUUGCCCCCUUAGUUCAGAGGAUGAGGGUUUGACAUGUUUCGAUAAGGUGUACCUACAAAAGGGGGGCCUUCACAACAUUGAAUUUGUGUUUGGAAGUAAUGACAUUUUUGUAAUUCCUCAGAGGAGGUUACUUAGGCCAGGUGGGAAGAUGGCCAUGGAGUCUCUUCUAUAUUUAAACAAACGCAACGUAGACAAACUGAAGAAGGAAAAAAAUAUUAUUCAUUUUUUCUGUGAAUGUAAAGGGGAUGAGGACACAGAAUCGGUGCGCGUAAAUUAUUACAUCUCCGCUUAUUACGACUCAGAGUUUGUUAAGGCGCAAGUGGGAAAAUCGGGGGAGAGUUCCUUCAUUAAUGGGCAUAUUAUGGUGCAAAGGGAGGAAGCGGGAAAAGAGAGUACAGUUGACAAGGUGGACGACAAAGUCGACUGGAUCAGCUCUGAUACGAAUCUUAACAUGGAGGAGGGUGUUCGUAUGAUAGGGCAGAAUAUGCUCUUUAGCAUGCUGAGUGGUGGUAACUCAAAGGGAAAUCCCCACGGUCGAAGCGCUAAUGUAUUGUACACUGUCAUUUGCACCUUUUUGGUACUAUUACUGUUGGCCUUUUUGCAUGUAGGGCGGUUAAGUCAGAAGGGUUCCUAA